AAGGCAAUUGAGCGAGAAAGUAAUUGAAUGGGAAAAUUUGAAAAACGUGUUAAAUUUUGUUUCAUGUUUACAUUUGUUUAAAAGUUCAUUGGAUUUGGGAUUUAAUUGUCGUCCGGGACUUAUUAACGUGGAGAAAAUUGAUAUUUGGAACAUAUUUGAUUAGAAUGUGAAAAUUAAACAACGUUUCACCUUUUUGGAGAUUCAAACAUUGGAUUUAUACCUUAGCCUAACAGGUUUUUAACCGGUGUAUUUACUACCAACACAGAGUAACUCUGUGACUACCGAUACAUGGGCUUUCUAUUUUUUUAUUUGUGACCAUAAAUUAAUUGAUUGAGAUUCAGAGGACUAUAUUUGAUCGCUAGAUAACUAACUUUUAUCAACAUGUUCGAUCAGGACCCAAUCAACCAAAGGUUUUAUUUGCAUCAACAGUCAAUUUUUCAUUAUGAUGAAUCAAUUCGGGUUCAGACUCUUGGUAUGUUGCUUGAAAAUCCAAAACUAUCUAAUCCUAUUCCACCAGAAUACUUGGAAAUAAUCAAAGACUCGCUCAAUAUCGGAUUAACCAUUCAAGAGCCCUGUAACCGGCAGAGAUUUUUGGUCUUGAUGGACAAGAUGUUCAAAAGGAUGAAAUGUUCACUUGAGUAUUUCAUUCGCAGAAAAGAAGAAGGCGAAGAAUUUUUAUUCUCUUCUUACAAGUCUUUUGUAAUUAGUACACUGGAAAUCUGUUUCAAUAGUUUGUAUAUUGAUGGCUAUUUUGCUAGAAGAACUCUUUCGUUGGAAUUGAUACAAAUGGUUAUAGUCAACUUUGCUAACACAGAUUAUUUUGCUCCAAAAGAUAUCUUUCUAACAUUAGGCUCAGCCAAAUCAAUUUAUGUCACCCUCAUGAAUUGUCUGAUUGAAGAUAGUUUGGAAGAGACUAAACAAUUAGUUAUUAAUGUAUUAGCAGCGUUGGUUGAACAAAAUGUGAUUUUCUUGGAAACUACUGAUAUUGACUUCAUUCGUGAUAAAGCUUUUCAGAUGUUGUCCAAUAUCAAUCCUCUCAACGUAAUAUCAGCCUCAUAUUUAUUUCGCUGCCUAACGAAACUUAUCUCGCUAGAUGAUUUAUCUCAAAGAGUUGACAUCAACUUGGAGUUGCUAAACAUUUUAGUUUCUCAAGUUGAAAUAUCAAUAAAAGAAACCCAAUCAUCCAUUCUUGAUGGAGCAGUUUAUAAUCCAAUCCAUAGUCGAUUAUCAUCAAUCCAUGGUUUAAUCGAGUCUCUUGAUUCUGAAUGUUUUAAUUUACGGAAACCUGAUUGGAGUCAAUUGAUGGAAAAAAUCGGUACCAUUUGCUUCGAUGCCAGCGAAACCGUGAGCUGUAUUGUUUGUAAUGAUUCACCUGAAGGAUUUCUUCCCAUGGAUUUGAAACCACUAGACGAUGAAAUGGUCAACAAAAUAGUUGGACGUGAAAAUCUAUCCAGUCCAAUCAUUGUAGAGAAGCGCCGUGACAUAACUUCUCAGAUGUUAUUAAUUUUUGGUUGGAAAACCAUCAAAGAAGCUGCUCUUAUGUUGGGUAAAAUUUGUGAAAAAAUUGACCACACUCUGGAUAAUAGUGUUAUCAAUUGUUCCUUUGUUGGAAAGGUUCUAAACUAUUUCGUUCAUCAUCUUAAAGAGUUGAAACAUAGAGGUGCUUUUGAACAGGCUUACACUGGCUUUUCGAUGGUGGUGAAGUGUAUUUGGCGGAAACCGUGUUCAUGUUUAAAAGUGAUUGAAAAUCUUCUCGAUGAAAUCCUCAAAGACCUUGCCAAUGAAAACGAGGAAGCAAAUGGUCCUAAAUGUAUUACUCGUCGAAGCGCUGGUCUUCCCUUUGUUACUCAAGCCAUCGUUUCUUCUGAACCUAAAGAUAAUCGAAACAGAUUACUCAGUCAUGUCAUCAAUAAUCUAAUCAAAAUUUGCUCCAGUGAAUCAGCUGAAGAUUGGCAGAAAGUUCAUUGUUUAAAUGUUCUGCGAGCUUUAAUAAGAGAUAAACGUUUAGGUGAAAGAGUUGAUACAUUCAUCGAAGAUUGCCUUAAAUUGUGCCUUUCCCAUUUCGAUUACUCAUCUUAUUCAGUCUCCAAUUCAGCUUCCAUCCUAUUCAGUGCCUUGAUGAUUCGUAUUUUUGGUGUCAACCAUUCCAAAGAUCAUUAUCACAAGAAAAAUUCAAUGUCACCUCACCAGUUUUUCCUUCGAUAUCCAUCAAUGUGUGCCUUUAUCUCUGAAAAUAUUCAUAAAACUUCUACUCGUACUGUUUUACCAACGCUUUUAAUCAUCUUACGCCUUUGGCCUACAAUUCAAGAAACCAAUUGCCUGCUAUUACCUUACAGAGAACCAUUAAAGUCUCUCUGUUUCCAAUCCAAUGUAGCCAAAAUUCGAGAUCUAUCCGGACAAGCUUUAGCUCAAGUUAUAAGUGCAGAAGAAAAGUUAAUAGCUGAAACAGUCGAAUACUUGAGCAGCGAUUUGAAUAAGCCCGAUUUGCCAGUUAACCACCGAGAUGGAUUGAUAUCUUUCUUAUAUCAUUUUGUUCGAUGUCAUGUGAAACAAAUUGAAACUGACAACUUGCACCAUCGUUUAAUAUCAAGCUUAACCCAACAUACUAGUGAAUUGCUAGUCUCGUUAAACAGCACCAAUGACAUUGACAUAAUCGGAAAACCUUUGUACAGUUAUAAUCGUUUUGUAACAACGGUUGAGAUACUUUUGGAGGAACAGUUGAUCAACCCAGAGGAUCAAAUUAUUUGUGACCUGUACACCAUCUUAUCAAAACUUUUAACCCUAUUCGAAGCCAAUCCAAGAACUUUUCAAUUUGCCAGUUCGCAAGAUUUUUUUGUUAAACUAAUUCACUUCACUUUAUAUUGCUCACCAUUUGAAGCAAGGAAUAAAGUCAUUUCCACCCUUCUCUCACCAUCUUUACCGGUGGAAAUGAUUCACCUAAGAACCAUCAUAUUCAAGUUUCUAACCUAUUCAUUGGCCAAAGAUUUAGAUACACUGGAAGUUACUGUGCGAGAUGAAAUAAUGAAUGAUUUUGAGUUGAACAUUACGGAACCUGAUUUCGAUACUGAAUCUCAAAUCAGAAUUAUCGAGCCCAUUGAAGUUAUGAAAUUCAUUUCAUCCUGUUCUGAAUAUAAAUGUCUAUUGAAUAAUGAUUCAUUGACUACAUUUCAACCUUUGCGAAAUCUUCAACAAUUGUUUUACCUUCUUCAUUGUGCUCUUGCUCGCCUAGAAUCACAAGAUUUAACUAAUUGGAACUCAUUGUUCGACACUUGUUUCAGUUUAUUUGAACAACUUGAACCAUCUGGUGUGGUUGAAGAUACCUUAGCACUCUUCUAUCUCGUUUUAUCUGAUAUUUGGGAUCAUCAAAUAACUGUAGCUUCAGAUAUUUUAUUACAUGAAAAAUUGAACCAAUUUUGUGUUUCUGUCAUUUCUAUUUGUACAAUUGAUAGAAGUGAUUUAUCUAGAAAAAUUGCUGUUCUAAUUGUUGGUAAACUACUGCCGACUCUAAUUAAAACUGCUACCACCAAUAAAGCCAGCAAGGUUUAUUUGCCAUCAAUCUCUUCAUUAUGGCAAACAAUUCCCAAUCUUUUGCAAGACAAUAGUCCAGCAAUCAGAGAUUUUACAGCAACAAUGUGCAAUGAUUUGACUGAUUUUUACUUUACACCAACUCAGAUACCUAAAGGAGAUUUGCUAAAUCGCUCUUUUCAAUUGUUAUCUUCUGUUUUCUCAGAUCUGGACGAGCAAGACUCACUUCGAAGGGUUCUAUUGGAUUUAAUUAAUGGUCAAAAAACAAUUUCAGACAAUGAUGAUGAACAGGAGCGAUUCUUUGAUAAAAGUAAAAUUAAUUUCGUUGAAGAUCCAGUCCAAUUAAUUCUCAUUGCUAAAAGUUAUUUGGAACCAUUAAUAAACCAAGUUGAUUGCAACCUUUUUCACUCCACACUGCAAGAAGCCAACAAAAGUAAAGCUCCUGUAAUAAAAUUAUCAGACUAUUUUGGUUAUUGCGAGAUGAAAAUACAUAAUCUAAUGGGACAGUUUCUUGUAAAAUUGUCUGACGCCAAUUUAGCUCUGGAAGUACAUAAAGCUUUAAUAAUCAUGCAACUUUGGAUAAGAUCAAAACCCAUUUGUGACGAGUGUUCAUCUGCCAUGAAAAACAUGAAAGAAACCCUUGAAACUUGUAAUUACGAAGCGAAAGUCAUCUUUUCAAUUGCCAGUGAAAUACGGUUAUUAAAAGUGGGCCUUAAUUGUUGAUAAACAUUGAAACAAAACAUGACCUUUAUUUUGUUAAAUUUUCCUAUGUUAACCUUUCAGACUAAUUUUUUGAAACCUGUUAACCAGUGUUGUAAAUUAUCCAACUGCAUGUCCCAAAUCAUUUAUAUGGUUCAUUAAUAUUUUGUUUAUUGAAACUCUAAUCAACUUGUUGAUUACUUUGAUUGAUUUAUUACGUGUUAAAAUGUUGCCAUACGUUUAAAGGAUGUGUAUUAUAAGUGAGAUAAUGUAAACCCUGUCAAACCCUGAAUGGCAAGGUUUGAACAAUCAUUUGAUUACUAUUCAAUAA
Molecule: messenger RNA, 4555 nt
Organism: Tetranychus urticae (two-spotted spider mite)
Lineage: Eukaryota; Metazoa; Arthropoda; Arachnida; Trombidiformes; Tetranychidae
Gene: THADA
Product: Thyroid adenoma-associated protein homolog
Biological process (GO): tRNA methylation
Cellular component (GO): cytosol
Source: RefSeq, a predicted model, not a curated record